Molecule: messenger RNA, 1858 nt
Organism: Physella acuta
Lineage: Eukaryota; Metazoa; Mollusca; Gastropoda; Physidae
Product: latent-transforming growth factor beta-binding protein 4
Molecular function (GO): calcium ion binding
Source: RefSeq, a predicted model, not a curated record
UUGAAACAACAUUUACUCUGAUAUACAUGCAACUUUCUUUAAACAUGGCGCUGGCGAGUUCAAAGCUAAAUAUCAUAGUUGUGUUGGUCUUUUGUGUAUCUUAUGCACAAGCUGCAUGUACAUGUGAGAAAACUCCGCCUACUGGGAAUUGUGUUUGUCAGUCUGACAACUCAAAUCCUGCACAGUGUAAAGUCUGUUUAUGCGACCACAUAACAACGUAUGUGAAAGGACCUCCAGUCUGCUAUUGUAGACCUGGCUAUGCAGUCAGCAGCAGAGAUCACAAGAAAUGUGUAGACAUCGAUGAAUGCAACAGUCCAGAAGGAAAUCCAUGCCAGCAGAUCUGUACAAACACUGUUGGCAGCUUCUCAUGUUCAUGUAGUCCAGGUUACACCGUCAGCAGUACGAACCCCAACGCGUGUGAUGACAUCGAUGAAUGCAACAGUCCAGAAGGAAAUCCGUGCCAGCAGAUCUGUACCAACACUGUUGGCAGCUUCUUAUGUUCAUGUAGUCCAGGUUACACCGUAAGCAGUACGAACCCUAACGCGUGUGAUGACAUCGAUGAAUGCAACAGUCCAGAAGGAAAUCCGUGCCAGCAGAUCUGUACCAACACUGUUGGCAGCUUCUUAUGUUCAUGUAGUCCAGGUUACACCGUAAGCAGUACGAACCCUAACGCGUGUGAUGACAUCGAUGAAUGCAACAGUCCAGAAGGAAAUCCGUGCCAGCAGAUCUGUACAAACACUGUUGGCAGCUUCUCAUGUUCAUGUAGUCCAGGUUACACCGUAAGCAGUACAAACCCCAACGCGUGUGAUGACAUCGAUGAAUGCAACAGUCCAGAAGGAAAUCCGUGCCAGCAGAUCUGUACAAACACUGUUGGCAGCUUCUCAUGUUCAUGUAGUCCAGGUUACACCGUAAGCAGUACAAACCCCAACGCGUGUGAUGACAUCGAUGAAUGCAACAGUCCAGAAGGAAAUCCGUGCCAGCAGAUCUGUACAAACACUGUUGGCAGCUUCUUAUGUUCAUGUAGUCCAGGUUACACCGUCAGCAGUACGAACCCCAACGCGUGUGAUGACAUCGAUGAAUGCAACAGUCCAGAAGGAAAUCCGUGCCAGCAGAUCUGUACCAACACUGUUGGCAGCUUCUCGUGUUCAUGUAGUCCAAGUUACACCGUCAGCAGUACAAACCCCAACGAGUGUGUCUGUUACAAUGUUUUAAGCAGUAACACGCUCUCUGGUACAAUUAUUAGCCCCGACUACCCGCAGAAUUACCCUAAUGAUUUAACAUGCACUUGGAACUUACAAGCAAAUCCACUCAUGAUUAUCACCAUCAGAUUCUUAGAUUUUGAUUUAGAAACCUCAGACGACUGCAGGUUUGAUAGUUUGAAAGUCUAUAAUGGGACGUCAGAAACGGAUCCACUGCUUGCAGUUUACUGCGGUGAAAAUAUCCCUGAUCCAGUCAGUUCUACUAACGGUCUUUAUUUGGUAUUUAAAACAGAUUUUUCCGUAACUGGACGCGGAUUUGAAAUAGCUUACGCUUACGAAUCUAUUCUUGCAUCGAAUUAGUUACUAUGGGACACUCUGCUGAGCUCAUUAACUCACAAAUUGUACAUGUCUUGGUCUAGUAUCAUCGGGACUUUCAUACUUGCUUUCUAUGGUUUUUAUUUAAUGAUGUGGGAUGAUCAAGGGUUAUUUUAUUGUUUAAGAUGGAAAUGUAUUUUUUGUGAAGAAUAUAACUAUUUAUUAUUGUUUAAAAUAGCAGGGUUUAUAAGAUUUCAUAGUUUGAAAAAAGUAGGAUUUUUAAGUUAGGAAAAAUACCUAGUUGUUAGUAUGUGUACGUUUUUAUGAAUUAAACCAUGAUGUAU